Molecule: messenger RNA, 1813 nt
Organism: Cyprinus carpio (common carp)
Lineage: Eukaryota; Metazoa; Chordata; Actinopteri; Cypriniformes; Cyprinidae
Product: serine/threonine-protein kinase pim-2-like
Biological process (GO): protein autophosphorylation; negative regulation of apoptotic process; regulation of mitotic cell cycle
Cellular component (GO): cytoplasm
Molecular function (GO): protein serine/threonine kinase activity; ATP binding
Source: RefSeq, a predicted model, not a curated record
CUAUUGAAACUUGUGUAUCAUGCAUUUAAAUAUUUUGUAAUUACAGAUUUGUGAUGAAGUUAUAAUUCAGUGCCGUUUAAGAUAUAUUACCUUUCAUUUUAAUUUCAAAUAACAAACAAUAGUUAAAAUUAUAAUGUACAUAAAAUGUAUAUAAAAUUCUGUGUACUUGUUUCUGGUGAGGGCUAACCUCAGUAUUUCACUUAUGGUCUUCUAUGCCACUUUUUAGAAAAGCAAACCAAAAUGAGGAAGAUGAAAGGCACGUGUGCAUUCUUCCAGCAAACAUGGAGGGCUGUGAAGUGUACAGUCCUGUAUUGCUACAGGGGCAACAAAGUAGACCCAGAGCAAUUCAGUUUCAAGCCAGUGGCUCAGCAAGAUCAAGCUGAUCCUCAGCCAGGUCCCUCCGGCCUCGGUUUAGAGUUAAUGACUGACCCUGACCCAUCUGGUCUCAAGUCUGAGUUAACAGCUGUCCCAGGUGCACCCAGUGUCGAGAUGACACGUACCACCGAUCCAGCUGAUCCUGAGCCUUUCUCUGUCUCGUGUCCAUCCAGUCUCCAGCUGACACCUGACAACAAUCCAACCAGUCCUGAUCCAUUAUCUGUACCACCUCCAUCCAGCCUUGAGCCAAUGGCUCCCCAAGAUCUGGCUGAUCCCCAGCCAGGUGCAUCCAAUCUUGAGCUGACACAUCAUACCGAUCAGGUUGAUUCUCAGCCGGUGAAUGUCUCAUGUCAGUCCAAUCAUGAGCUGACACCUGAUUCCGAGCCAGAACCUGCCCCAGGUCCAUCUGGCCUUCAUGCGGCGUUAACACCACUUCCGGGUCCAGCUGCCGGAUCAUUUUUCUCCCUUUAUGAUGUGGGAGUGUCACUGGGAUCAGGACAUUUUGGCACUGUGUAUGAGGGGAACCGUAGAUCUGAUGGCCAGAAGGUUGCCAUCAAAUUUUUAACCAAGUCGGUGCAGGAUUGCUUUAUUUAUAUUCCUGGGUGUAUCAGACCCCUGCUUGUGGAAGUGGCUCUAAAUCUGUUGGUGCGAGAGUCUCCCAAAAGCCCCUACAUUGUCCAAAUGUAUGAGUGGUUUGAGCAGCAUUAUCGUUACGUCUUGAUUUUGGAAUAUCCACAUCCAUGUAAGACCUUGCUCAGCUUCACCUUGAGCAAUGGAGGUUACCUUGAAGAAACUGUGGCACGUGGCUUAAUGCGCCAAGUGGUGCUCGCAGCCAAACAUUGUCUUGACCGAGGUGUCUUUCACCGUGACAUCAAGUCGGACAACAUCCUGGUCAACACAGAGACACUGCAGCUCAAAUUAAUAGACUUUGGCUGUGGCAAACAUUUCGAAACUUCUGAUUAUGAAGAGUACACAGAGUGCCCAGCAGUCAAAGCUACGGUCAAGUCUUUGGGUGUUUUGCUGUUCAGAAUGGUGAAUGGAAUCAGUUUUGUUGAUGUGCAGAUGAUUCCCUCCUCCACUUUAUCCAGUGAAUGCUGUGAUCUGCUAAACCAGUGCAAGAGCAGCAGCCUGACUUUAGACAAGCUCUUAGAACAUGAAUGGUUUAGGAAGAGCUGAAGGAGGAAAGAUAAUAUCUCUCAGGAUUCAGGCAGUAUUACACAAUAUUUGAAAAAAAGCAGAUAAUAGGAACUUUAGAAAUUAGUCUCUUGAAAGACUAAGCAAUGUUCUCAUUCAGUUUGGAAACGUGUAGUGAGACUUUAACAAAUAUGCUUAUUCAAAUAUAUAAAUGCAAAAUAAUAAAAUUUUAAUAUCAAAUGUUCAUAAUACGUAUAUAAUAUAAUAUGUAUAAAAUAUGUUGACACUGUAUGUGGUUUUAUUA